CUGUCAGCAGUACAGUUCUUCAGCUUGACAGAGGAGACACUGCUGCUGAGUUUCAAGUGUUUCAAAGAGCCAUGGAGGGGAAAGAGCAGUCUACAGGAGGGCUUCAUUUUGUGGGGAAAAAGGAUGAAAUGAUUGAAGCGAAGCGCUCUUUCAGAACACUGGAGGGUCGGGAUAUACUGAUCAUCUACCAUCAGGGUGGCUUCUAUGCUAUGGAUUCUUACUGUUAUCAUGCUGGGGGAAUGCUGCAGAAUGGAGACAUUGAGGAAAUUGACGGCAAGCUGUGCAUAAUUUGUCCGAACCACAAGUACAAGCUCUCUCUUGCCAAAGGGGAGUGCAUAUACAAGGGCACUGACCCCAGGGAAAAGCCGCCUGUGCCCAGAUGGUACUCCAAGGGUGUGAAGCAGCGGACCCACAUGGUCACUGAGACCAACGGGGAAGUCUAUGUCAAGCUCUCUGAGGACACAAGCUGGAUCGAAUCAGACUACUACCAGGGAGAAAAGGGCAAGGUGGAAAGGGCCAAAGCUGAGGCUGCUGAGAAGAAAACAUCUUGAUAGUGACACAGAUGGAUGGAGAUGGCAUCCCUAUAGUCUCCUUUCGACUCCCCUGAUCUCCUCUAAAUGACUGCAUGAUGACUGUAUGAAGAGGAUGUCAGAUAUUUAAUGACAUGCACUUAGUGCUCCACUUCAACUAAUCAGUUUGGCUUGCAUGGCUUUAGAAUGGGUCUUCUUCUUUCGAGUUUGGGAGUGUUUAGAAUUUUAAAUAGCUUUACUUGUGGCUGGUUCGUUGUUUACAGACGUGAAAUGUCCUCCUCAAAAGUCAGGUCACAUAGUAUUUCCAUGUUAUGUAGAUUUUUCUUUCUCAAAACCAUCACAUAAAUAAACUUUUCUUGUGGGUGAAUUUUGAUUUCUGAUU
Messenger RNA from Seriola dumerili (greater amberjack), 912 nucleotides. RefSeq names its product Rieske Fe-S domain containing (gene rfesd). NCBI's taxonomy places the organism in Eukaryota, Metazoa, Chordata, Actinopteri, Carangiformes, Carangidae. Bases 72 to 551 code for a protein of 159 amino acids. Gene Ontology annotation, molecular function: 2 iron, 2 sulfur cluster binding. The transcript has 4 exons. The record is from RefSeq and is a predicted model, not a curated record.